Molecule: messenger RNA, 285 nt
Organism: Miscanthus lutarioriparius
Lineage: Eukaryota; Viridiplantae; Streptophyta; Magnoliopsida; Poales; Poaceae
Source: the annotation of a GenBank genome assembly
AUGGCGGCCCCCAGCUGCGGCGGCCUCCACAUCGCCAUGGUGGCCUGGGUGGUGGCGGUGUCGUGGGUGGAUACGGACGGCCCCCCGGAGGCGGAGGCAGACGGCCACCCGGAGGCGCAACCACCCUGGAACUCGUCAGCGCCACCCCCACCUCGCUCGACUACUACCCACCCAGGCGCUACCCUGUAUGGCCGCACCCCCCACGGCGCUAGCCCAACUGCAUCCGGCAUCUCAGACGGGGCAUCCGCCGUGAAGGACCUGGAUCUUCUUGUGGAUGGGGUUUGA